This is a messenger RNA of Ostertagia ostertagi, 618 nucleotides long. Lineage: Eukaryota; Metazoa; Nematoda; Chromadorea; Rhabditida; Trichostrongylidae. The record is from the annotation of a GenBank genome assembly.
AUGGCGCACAAGGCAGAUUCACCGAUGAAGCCAAAUGCAGUACAGCCAUUGGUGGUUAAGGGUCAGAAAAGGCUGGUCAAUUCCGACACCAGCAGGGACAGCUCACUUGCUGGCAGGAAAUAUUUAGCGAAAGACAAGCUUCUUUCGGCACAGAGAAGCACUUUGCCGUUUGACGUGAUCACUAUGGCCACCGAGAGAAGCCGUUCACGUCUCUCGCACACUCUGUGGAUUUUCGCUUCAAUGUCCAAUGCUGACAUUGAUACUGAAACUGUUGAAAAAGCCAAGGAUGGCCGCUGGGUCCCAAUACCUGACAGUGAAAACGAAGCGAUGGUCUUAGUGGUGAAAGCAAGAACAGUUGCACCCGACAAGAGUUUUACAUACGAAAAGGCUGAGGAGUACUGUAACAAAGACACGUCCCACCUGGCAUCAAUCAGCUCAGCGGAGGAAGCGAAAUUCAUAUCCGAGCUAGCCUCUCAAGUUAUUGGUAGGAGUGAUAAGAUUUUCAUCGGUUUGCGAUCGGAAUUCAAAUGGGCUGAUGGGACUUCAGAAGACUUUGCUGAUAAAUUCACCAAUGUCAAGAAAUGCUAUUAUGUGAGUUUCACUACCUACGAUAAGUGA